AUUCUCCCUCGUACACUUUCACUGAUCAACAUUCAUCAACAUGAUGAUCGUUAAAAUGAUUAUGUUGAUGUGUUUGGCACAAUGUUUGGUGUGUAACAAGCUGCUGAUGUCGGAACCAGCACCAUCAAACAACCUGACAGAUGAAGCUGCUGGAGGAACAGACGAAGAACCAAGUGAAACUAAGGAAAUGGAUGAAACGACUGACACGACGACGACUACUGAACAGGAUUAUGAACCGGAUAACUAUGAUUAUGGAGGAUUUAUAAAUUUCAUUUUACAGCUUAUUACCCUGGUUCUCCAAGACCUGUUUUCGUUUGGAGCAGAUCCAACACAAGAUAACAAUGUUACUACGCAAUCUUGAAAUGAGCUUCAUGAAGUUCACGAUAUUCAUUCACUUACAUCAGUCAAACAAACUGGUGUAUUUUGUUUAAAAGAUUUUCUUCUACGUAUACAUCAACGAACUAACGUAUUUUUUUCAUCAAUAAUCCAUAUUAUUCUCGUAUGUAACUCAUGUGCUAUGUUAAAUGUAUCACAUUGAUUAGCAUUUUCAAUUGUUUUAUGUAGAUGGUUUGUUUAUUGUCAAUGAUUAGCUCAUUUAAUAAAUUUGCACUGAAAUAUUUUGAUUAAGACAAUCAAUACAAUAAAUUU
Molecule: messenger RNA, 648 nt
Organism: Schistosoma turkestanicum
Lineage: Eukaryota; Metazoa; Platyhelminthes; Trematoda; Strigeidida; Schistosomatidae
Source: the annotation of a GenBank genome assembly